AUUCUACGAGUUUGCAGUCAAAUACCUAGCAUGAUUCUUUCCAUCUCCUAGUAGAGGGUCGUGUCUCCUAGCGUGGCAGGUGCUCCGACCUGCUUGGAUCGUGUAUGCUGUGUAGUUGGUUUAGUUUUGACCAGAUGAUGUGAAAGCUUGAAAGGAUAUUAGAUUUGUUUGCUGAAACCUUUUUCCCUAACACGGAAAUGGAAAGACAUACAUACAUACGUACUAAAAAUGGGAAAGACAUUUCUACCAAAGUUCUGACGUUUACUGUGACAUUAUAAAUAUGAAGUGCUACAGCGGACGGAAUUGAAAACUUCCAGCCAAAGCUCUUAUACAAUACAAUUUGCGUUCGAAUAGAUUGAAUUAAUCACUAUGGCAUUUCUCAACUCGUUCUUAUGCUGUCGUCUCUUCGUAGGAAGUGUGCUCAGUGGAGUUUAUUCUAUGCUAGUAUAUGCAGUUGCAUUCGUUAUUGAGUUGUGGUGGAUCAUAGAAGCUGAAGUCAAACUACCGGUGCCGUCGUAUAUCUUAGCGGCUGGUUAUUUCUUUACCUUGGUGAUGUCCUUCGCUUUACUCGCCGGCCUUGGCCUGAAAAGAUCCAAGUAUCUGUUAGGAUGGCUUUUUGUGGUGAUCCUGUUUUACUUCCCAGAAUGUGGAUUGGUCUUAUUCAUGAGCCUUUAUUAUUGGGGUUUGGACACUUACUACGGAUUAACCGAAUUUGUAUUUUACAUCUGCCGGGCAGUAAUCAACGUCCUUUGUAUUGUGUGUGUCCAGUCGCAGUACAGCUCAUGGCAGGAAGAAAAAGAUGUAAUGCGGCGUCUAGAGAACCUAAAUGUCGUCCCAAAGUCCAAUUAUAAUUCUGUUUCCCUACUAAGUGAUCAGGGUUCCGGAAUAAGCAAACAGAAUGGUAUAUCAAAUAAUGGCCAUACUUCAGGAACAUUGGAAAGAUUCCGAAGUGGACAAGUUCACGACAGCGAAUUACACUUUAACGGUAUUCCUAACGGAGGCGUCAUGAACCUCAGCCGUAAUCCGUCUAAUUCUUCUAAUUUAUAUACCAAACGACAAAAUGGAUUUACUACUUUUGGUAUACCAGCCAAUGGGGUCUCCAAUUCUGAUAAAUCGGUAUUUCUAGGAAGGCCAAUUCCUCCUCCACCUCCUCCCGGGUCAGCAGCAUUUUUUAGGAGUGAAUUUGAUGCUGCAUCUUUCAGUGAUUUUAUGACGUCACGGCCACGAGCUCAUGCACGAUCUCUAAGUGAUUUCGGCUACGCCUUACAGAGACAAGUGAUGACUGACAGCGCUUCAGAUAUGCCAAAUUACCAUUCUUACGUGAAUAGUGGUUUUUUUGCAAACGACCAAGAUUCGAUAAGAGAUUAUAGGAAUGGGUUUUCUAGUGCAAACAGCAGUAUUGGAUAUUCGACGCAAAGUUUGGAAAGGUCUAAAUACAGAAGGACACCUUCACAAAGACGUGCCCGUUCACUGGAAGAUAUUACUCUUCAGAUAACUGAUGAUGUAACAUUGAGGAAACUACCAGAAGAUCCUUUCCAGUACUUAGGAAGACCUGGAAGUAGAAUGCCUGAUGAUGUACAGUCCAGUUCUACAGAUAGUAUACGAGACAUUGCGCUGUGAAGUCUCUUACGUGACAUAUUAUGUAAGAAAUAAACAAUUUGGCCUUAAAUUACAAGAAAUUAAGAAUCACUAUGAUGAAUAUCAAUUUUUCUUUUUGUUCAAUGUCGAGAAAGCUUCAUGCAAGAAAACUUUGUAUACAAUUAUCAUAACAUUUUCAAUGAUUAUGUGAUGAUGCUUUCCAUCUAGUACAAACAAUAAGGCAUGUAAAUAUAUAUAUCUGUAUCUGCCUCUCUCUCGAUAUAUAUAUAUAUAUCCGUUCAUCUGUGUGCAUACGUAUAUUAUCGUCACUACAAGCAUUAUUGAAAUCUUUUUAAGCCUGU
This is a messenger RNA of Limulus polyphemus (Atlantic horseshoe crab), 1940 nucleotides long. RefSeq lists its product as uncharacterized. The record is from RefSeq and is a predicted model, not a curated record. The transcript has 7 exons. Lineage: Eukaryota; Metazoa; Arthropoda; Merostomata; Xiphosura; Limulidae. Bases 370 to 1620 code for a protein of 416 amino acids.